Molecule: messenger RNA, 12552 nt
Organism: Formica exsecta
Lineage: Eukaryota; Metazoa; Arthropoda; Insecta; Hymenoptera; Formicidae
Gene: btv
Product: cytoplasmic dynein 2 heavy chain 1
Exons: 47
Coding region: 180-12422 (4080 amino acids)
Biological process (GO): microtubule-based movement
Cellular component (GO): dynein complex
Molecular function (GO): minus-end-directed microtubule motor activity; dynein intermediate chain binding; ATP hydrolysis activity
Source: RefSeq, a predicted model, not a curated record
CACGCGCAUUCGCGCACGUGCAGCGAUGCGUGUAACGAUAGCUACAGCUGUUGUGUGUUGAUGGCUGGUCGUCGUGACGACCCGGCACCUCCUGGUGAGCCCGAUUACGUCGCUUUUUCAGGAAAUCACCGAGACCAUUUGUGACGCGUUGCAAAAAAAGCGUGUUUAAACCGAUCGAAAUGGUAGUCGUCGAUAAACGUAAAUAUCUCAUAGCCUCCACGGCGGGAUAUUUCUUCGGCGCAUCCGUGCAACACGAUGAGGAUGAUAUCGAGGAUCGAGAGAUCCUCGAUCGUUUCUUGGAGCAGUCGUCAUGUAAAAUUCUGUGCGCCAGACCAAUCGACGCGGAUCAGAAGCAAGUUCGUUUGAAAUUGAGCACCGAAUUGGGCGCCGGGACGGUCAACAAUUUGGUCUUCUUUAAGAUGACAGCGGCGGUGAUUACGGAAGAGAACUUUCACGACGUGGUCCAGGUGGCUUCCAUCGGCUGCGGAGACGGAUCGGUAUUGAUCGAAGGUCUUCGUCAGGUUUGGGCGCCGACUCUCCGAUCGUCGGGCUUAAGCACAUCGUAUUUGAAGAAACUCGAAGAGAAGCUGCUCAGCUCCGGAUUCUCGAUCACCGUCGCAGAGGAAGAAGAGUAUUGGCGACGGAAGCGAGAUGAGGUGAAACGGUCGCACGAGAAAACUAUUUGCGAGGAAGCCGCCAAAUCGGUGAAGAACAUCAGGGUCGAACUCGAAAAUGCCGCGGUGUCGAGAGAUGGAUUAAUCGCUGUAGAAGAGGCUUGUGAAGCCAUUUCGGUAUUCGUAGAUGAUUUAUGGAAAUUAAGCGGACCAGCGUAUACCGAGGAACGAAUGAAAUCGUUUCUCGAUGUAAUUGGAAACGAAAUGGUGCAAUUAACACAGAAUUAUCUCAAUGCGGUUGACAUAACCGAAACUCGUGCAAAGGAUGAAACGAUCGCACUUGGAGCGACAGUGUGCGAAAAGUGGGUAAACGCCACGCAGAAAUUAACAGAACUUUUCUGGCCGCAUUAUUCGCUUCAUCCUUGGCGAGGAGCGAUCUUUGUACCCGGAAAAUGUUCGAAGCUUGGCAAAAGUCUCAGGCAAAUGUCAGACUUGCGUGCACAGCAUCGCCAAUUGAGCAGACUUCUGACCUCGAGCGAAAGAUCUGGACUCGAUAUUGAGAAACUACUCCAAUCAUUUGAUGACAUGAGAGUUGCAUCGAGCGAUGAUGAACAUUGGGACGAUGAAUGGGAUAGACUGAGACGUAAGAUUGAGGAGGGCCUGGUGCCAGCUGAGGAGCGCGUUGCUCAAAAGCUGAAGGAUCAUAUUGCUGAUGCUGAUACUCCGAGUGCUUUGGUAUCUGAAUUUGGGAAAUAUAGCGAGUUAAUGAAGAGGGAAGGGCUUAAGAGAGCAUUGCGUGCAGAACGAGAAUCGCUACUUGCGGCGUAUCCUGAUUUAAUCGAAAGUCGUUUAGCUGGUCCCGAUACGGAAGAUCUUCUAGAUGUUCCUAGAGUACUGCAAGAGGUCCAAGCCGCUAGAUCUGCAGAAGUACGGCUAGAAAGUCUGGCUAAAUUAGGGAAGGAAUUGCUCGCUGAUUUGCCAGGGUAUGAAGAAGUGGCGACGCGAUUGUCGAGCGCGUUGAAAGAAGCCGAAGAAAAAAGGCGGGAUUUAGUCGAGUCAUGGGUGAACAACACGAAGAGUGAGAUAACUAGGAAGGAAUUAAGCUUGGGCACCGAUUCGCCAGUAGUAGAACUUACCGGCACCAGCAUGAUGCGAGUGACCUAUGAUCCUCGAUUAAUGACCCUGAUCAGAGAAGCCAGAGCAUUGUCCGGCGAAGGCGUCGAGCUACCGAGAGAGAUUAGAGAACUCGUAGACAGAGCCGCGUCUUUAGCCGGACGAGCUAGAGCUCUUCAACAGGUCGCCACCUUUCAUAACACGAUCGGCGAUCGAAUGGUGCCCUCUCAAAGACCGCUCAUGUUGACGGUGGCUCUCGAAUUAGCGCGUGCUGUUCAGGAACAAUCGGGUGUCGUUUGGUCCGACCCUCAUCUCGUCGAUGCGUAUACCGCUCGAUUGAAAGAGUUGGUGGUGAAGUUUGCUCGACAAAACUCAGAAUUGAUUUCAAAGCAUUCCACGUUACGAGACUACGUGUCGAACUUGCUGAAAGGCGAUGCUGUGCAUCUUGUCGGAAAUCAGAAUGUAUGGAAGGAGACAUUGAUAAGUAUGAGAGCGAUCGUCGACGCGGUGGAUUCGGAGUAUGGUAAUGCAAAAGCUUGGAAACUACAUUGGGAUCGGCAACUCUUAAAAACACUGGGCGUAGCGUACAGAAAUGCUUUACCAUCCUUGUCGAAGAAAUUGUCCGAGAUCCGAGUCGAGCUCACUUUUCGGGAUGGACUUCUACAAUGGAGACCGCCGCUCGAAGACAUUCGCGCAAAGUUAUAUUCCGGUAUACGCCGAUCACUUUCCAUUCCGGUAAACUUUCGGGGCGUCGGAGACGUCGCCGAUGCACACUUUGGCGAUUUGGUGCAGAAGAAUGCGUAUCUCUUUAGCGGCGUUUACAAGCAAGUAGAAAUCGCUCUGUCCACUCUCGAAUUGUUUAGAAUGAAAUGGCUAAACUUAGCAACGCCAGCCAAUAUCGAUGUUGGAGAACGAUUGAAAGGAAAACCUCCUCAAGAAUGGGCGAAAGCGUUCAAGGAGGCCAAGCAAUGGGCCCAAGAGGUUGGAAAAUUAAGAGGUUGCGACGUGAAAAUUUCAUGCAUAUGCAUCGACACGGCAACAACAAGGAACGAUUUGGAGACUGCGACCCGUCAUUAUUGGGAACGUCUGUGUUCCGACUUAAGGGUGGAAGCAUCCUCGCGUUUGAUGGCUAUCGUCGAGUUCCUGUCCUUCGCAUCCAAGGAGCUUGAACGUAGGCCGCGCGAUGUAGAGGAGGUCGGAUUAGCUCACGAGGCCCAUGCGCGUAUCGAGCAACAGUCGGCAGGUAUCGCUGAAGAAAUGGAAGUCGUUGCUGUACUCGCCAAAGUUAUGGCUGCAUGGACCAGCGAGAAGCUCGAUGGCGUUAACGCGGCUCAUGCCGCUUGGCAGGAGCUAGGGGAUCGUUUGGAAAAGCAUAAGGCUGUUAUGGCGCGUUUACUGGAAGAUGCUAAAGUUAAUCUUCGCCAUAAAGCGAUAGCACUGAGAGACGAAAGAGAGAGAUGGCAGGCCAAGUGGUCCGCAAGAUCGGAGAAUUUCACACUCGAUUGGCUGAUAUUGAUGAAGGAACGUUGGCUUAAUUUAAAUGCGCAAAUGGAUUCCUUGAAAGCGGAUUGUAAAAGAAUAGCUCUUGAUCUCGAGAGUGUUCUGGAAGACGAUGAGAUUAAUUUAUCGCAAUUGGAACGCGAAUUGGAGAUUGAGGAAUCAAAUUACAGGUUUCAAUCCGAGUUUUUGGAGGAGUUGAAGAAUCAGGAAACCGAAGAGUGGGCCGUGGCUAGGAGAAGAUUACCAAGACUUCACGAUUGGCUCGAUUCUUGGGAGAGUAAGAUUCGAUUGCAGGAUAACUUGGAGAUCGACACCUUCGUUGGUAAAAAGAUUAACGAAGUCAGAUCUACGAUCGAAUCUAUCCAGCUACUUCGAGGAGAUGAGAUUGCUAACGAGCACUGGACCGAGUUAAUUCCUAUAUUAGACUUGAAGGUCGAAAAUCCACGAGAUAUCACUUUAGGUGACUUGCUUGCUUGCUCGCAGACGCUGAAAAAAAAUGAGGACCGAGUAAAGGAAAUAACGAAACGUGCAAUCGCAGAAAGCGGAAUUCGACAAGCGUUAAUGGAUCUGGAGAUUUGGGAAAACACGGCAUCUCUUCCGUUGCAAGAAUCGACUGACAGUAAGAACAUGACUAUUCUAUUAGUUGGAGAUUACGGCAGUCUGUUAGCGAAAAUAGAGGAAUUGAGGCUCUUGCUCGAAGGAGCCAAAGGCACAUCGGGACACGAAAGAUUCGCAUCUAGAGCGGCACACUGCGAAACAGCUCUAUCAGAGCUUGAGGAAAGAAUUAAAGUUCUUAGCAUUGUCCAGAGAAAAUGGAUUUACCUGGAUCCAGUCUAUGGAAGUGGAGCGGCUCCAAAUGAUUCCGGAAAAUGGUCAAGGGCCGAUAAAGAAUUUAGAUAUAUUAUCGGAGAAGUAUCUCGAGAUCCCCGAGUACCAUUCUUGAGACGACUUUCUCUACCAGCUUUAAUAAAUUUAAAGGAUCUGCUAGAUCGAUGUCAGAAGAGUUUGGAUGAAUUUUUGGAGGAAAGACGUGCAGCGUAUCCGAGAUUAUAUUUUCUCAGCGACGAGGAUCUUUUGGAGCUUGUAUCAGGCAGCGGACGAGGUUUGGAAGCUCAUUUGCCAAAGUUGUAUCACGGUGUGGGUUCAGUAGUAAAAGAAAACGAUACAUUAACAGCGAUUGUGUCGCCCGAAGGUGAAAUGUUAAAAUUACCGGAGGCUAUCGAUCUCACUGAACCUCUACCGCGAUGGCUAAAUAAUCUCGAGAAUGGAAUGAAAAAGGCUCUCUGUCAAAGUUUAGAGAAAUGUUUGAACGACUCCACGCCUGAUCCGUCCGUUUAUCCUACACAGAUACUGCUGCUUUCGGAAAGAAUAGGAUUUACCGAGCGUUGCGAACGCGCUUUGAAGGAGGGUCGCUCGGCUUUGCAAAAGCUUGUUGAAUUUCUGGAAACGCAGAGAGCAAGAUACAGAGGAUUGGAAGACGCCGGUGACAAAUUGACAGCGUUGAAAGCGCGCGGUCUUUUGUUGGAUACCGUUCAUCAUUUGCAAGUGGCCAGGACAUUGUCGAGAAUUGUGGCAACCGGUGAGAACGCCGAUUGGAUGUGGUACAAACAAUUGAAGAGUUACAGAAAAAAUCAAGAUACGUACGUGGUGCGAUGUGCCGGCGCAGAAUUACCCUAUCUCUUCGAGUACCAAGGAGCGUCUAUUGGCUUAGUGAGAACUCCCUUGACAGAAAAGUGUUUCCUGGCUCUCACGCAAGCUAUGAAGCUCGGAUUAGGCGGAAGUCCGACUGGUCCUGCUGGAACCGGAAAAACCGAAAGCGUAAAAGCGCUAGCAUCCAUCUUGGGUAGACUAGUGCUAGUUUUCAAUUGCGACGAAGGGAUGGAUACUGGAAGUAUGAAGCGUAUCUUAGGAGGUCUAGCACAAGCGGGUGCCUGGGGUUGUUUCGACGAGUUCAAUCGUCUCGAAGAGGAUACAUUAAGCGCGGUAGCGAUGUUGGUGAGGCCGCUUCAAGAAGCGCUUCGAAACGGUUCUCCCGAGAUUUCGCUAGGCGAUCGGAAGAUCACAUUGGAUCCUCACUGCUGCAUCUUUAUUACGAUGAAUCCAGCCGGAAGUGAGUAUGGAGGCAGGCGCAAGCUGCCGGAUUCAUUGGCGAGGCUCUUCAGACCUAUCAGCAUGGCGCAUCCGGACAAAUCGGAUAUCGUCAGAACCCUGCUAGAAUGCGCCGGUUUCUUAGAAGCAAUUACUCUCGGCAAACGACUCGUAGAGGCUCUCGAAAUUGCCGGGACUAUGUUAUCGGAGCAACCGCAUUAUGAUUGGGGACUCAGAGCGCUGAAAUCUGUGCUCGACGCCUUACAUCCGGUUGCCGGUGUAGACGAGACCACCAGACUUCUCAUCUCGAUUAAGGAGUCGACUCUUCCAAAGCUGACGGAGACAGACACGACAAAGUUCUUGGCAUUGCUAAGCGAUCUCUUCCCGAAAACCAAUCCUUCUUUGCCCGUUUCUACAGAAAGUGAAAAUUUAGUCGCCGCGUUGUUGAAGAUCUGCGAGACUCAGGGAUUGACAAAAGAGAUUGCCAACAGAUGCGUUCAACUGAAUGAUCUGUUGAAAAGUAGAACUGGCGUUGCCGUAGUCGGCCCACCGGGUAGCGGAAAAACAUCAAUCAGGUUGUGCUUAGCCGAAGCGAUGGCGAAGAUCGGCGAACCCGUGCAACAGAUCGUCGUUUAUCCUGGCGCGAUACCUAAGAGCAGAUUGUUAGGAUAUGUGAAUCCGCGAACGAGAGAAUGGAAGGAGGGUGUUUUAUCGAGCGCGGUGACGUCCGCUGGAAAUUCCGCGACCUGGAUCAUCUUCAACGGCGAUGUGGAACCUGAAUGGGCGGAGGCGCUGAAUUCAGCUCUGGACGAUAAUCGAUCGUUAACGUUACCCAACGGAAUAGGAGUUAAACUCGGCAGUGGUACAAGGUUUAUUUUCGAGACCCACAAGCUUGCUGAUGCCAGUCCGGCUACGGUUUCACGAUUGGGUGUUUUGCAUCUUGGAUUAACGAAAUCAACGUCUCUAUUGGCGCCGUGGCGUUUAGAGCAAUUCUCUUCGACGGCUGCGGAGAUCGCAAACGCUCAUUUAUGUUCGUCUAUCGACGAGACUCUGAAUAUAAAUGUCGAAGGCUCGUCUGCGUCCGGUCUGAUGACCGCCGCGUUGUGUCACCUCUAUAAAGCGCAAACAUUCAAUCAGGCUACUCAAGCUCUUCUGCUUUCAUUAUGCGGCCAAGUAAACGAUGUACAAUCUAGAGAUGAUUUGGCGAAAUUUAUUUAUGGGUCAACCGAUAGUUGGUGUCCCGAUCCGCAAAAGCCAAGUACCGUUCUCUACGAUCAAGAAACUGAUCGACUAAUACCCUUUAGCGACACUUACGAAUCUAUCGAUACCGAUUAUGGGCCUGUUUCGAUCUCAGAUCGCAUCAGAAAAGCAUUAGCAGCCAUUUUGCCGUGGAUAGAAGAUGGUCAUCCACUUAUGAUUCGUGGACCCAAAGCUUGUGGUAAAAAUACUUUAAUCGAUGUUGCGUUAUCGAGAAUUAAAAAUCACGAUACAAUGAUCGUGGUGAAAGGAUCUUCGCUUUAUGGUCCUGAGGAUUUUGUAACUCGCUUGAAAAAAGCUUGCUUGCGUCUGGAGUCCUCGUCGCAGGGUAGAAUGUAUAAGCCGAGAAGUGGAUCUCGAGUGCUUCUUAUCUUGGAAGAUAUGCAUCUCGCUGCUAAAAAUUUACAGGAAUUGGUGAGAGAAUUACUUCAAGAGGAAGGAUUCCUCGAGGAGGAUCUCGUAUUUUCUAAAAUAUCCUUAACGAUCAUAUGUACUGCCGAUGAAUCUACACGAUUGCAUCCGAGACUCGAAGCCUUAUUUGCAACUUAUUAUCUAGAAUAUCCCAGCCAAAAGGACGUUGCAUCUAUUCUCGAACUUCAUUUGAGAACUUCUCUGAAGGAGAUAGAUUAUGUUAUGGCAGAAUCUUGGAUCGCUCGAAUAAAGCCUAAUAUCUUAGACGCUUUUCGAUUUGCGUCCAAUCAGAAAUCUUCUCUCAAUUGGACUCUUAAAGACAUCGUUUCGUGGGCGAAUCGUUUGAAAUAUUACCCUACACCCGAAAACGAAGCGGACAUCACUCGUUAUUUGUUGGAUGUCGGAAAACGUCUAUUUUGCGCGAGAUUAACGCCCGAGGCUUUGACACGAUGGGAACGUUUAUUAAUUUCAAAGGACUCCGAGGUAAAGAAUUUUAACAAUGAUGUAUACGUAUGGAAGAGUGCAAAUACGGGGCUUUAUCCUUUGAGCAAAGAAGAAUGGCGAGAAGAGAUAAUCAAUGCAGCGGCUAGAUGCGCUAGAGAAGGUCAACCGGUGCAAGUACCGAUUUCAUCCUAUCUUUUGGAAACUAUAGCUGGAUUGAGUUGGGCUGUGGGGUGUGAUUUUCGCGGUAUGAUACUCGUUGGACGACCGGGAGCGGGCAGGAGAUCAGCUGUUAAACUAGUCGCGACCUUCUCUUCUCUUCGAUUGAUUGACUCAGGACCUGAACGCGGUAAAGCGGCGAUAAAGAAUGCCGUGCAAGCCGCCGGUAUCGAGAGCCAACCGACCUUGCUUUUGUUGGAAGAAUGCCACGCUAGGGAAGAGACCUUAACCAUCCUAAUAAGCGCUAUGGUAUCCAGAAGCGAAAUUCCAGGGCUCUUUACAACGGAAGAGCUUGACGCGCUCAUCGCACCGCUAGCCGAUCUGGCCCGAAGAGAAGACUUCCAAGGAACAUUAGAGCAGUAUUUAUAUCAUCGUCUACGCAAGUAUCUCCGGAUAGCGGUAAUCCUAGAUUCGGAAGAGAUAGAAUCGUCGCGAUUAUUACAUCUGGGUCUUCGACAUUGCGCGCUUCUCGGGUCUAGUCUUGGCGAAUGGUGGUCUCGGGAGAGCUCGUUAAUUAAAUUUGCGGUCCAGGAGGGCACUUUAGAGCUGGACGAAAUCGAGGAGCUACCGAGCGGCGCGAAGAUCAUGAUCGGCGCUCAUCUACAGGCACCUCGCCAUCAGAGAGCACCGGCGAGAUUUCUCGCUCUAGUGCACACCUGGAGACAUCUCCGCGACACGUGGAGCAAAGAGGUAGAGGAGAAGCUUCGAUCUCUCGAAGCCGGUAUCGGAAAGCUAAGGGAGGCCGGCGAGCAGGUGGCUAAGUUGGAAGACGAAGUAUCCAGACAGCGUCAGGAACUUGAGGUGGAAAAAGGGAGAGCCAACGCUGCUCUCGAGCAAAUCACUGCUACGAUGAGAGGUGCGACUAGUCAAAGAGGAGAGAUGACAGACUUGAAGGCCAACACAGAACGCGAGAGCGCCGAGCUUGCGCUACGUAAGGCGGAUAUAGAGAGUGAAUUAGGAAAGGUUGAGCCUCUGGUAGCACAAGCUGCUCAAGCAGUAGCCGGUAUAAGUGCCGAUGCGUUAGCCGAAGUUCGUUCACUGAGAGCACCUCCGGCGCCAGUGAGAGAUGUACUCGAGGGUGUUCUUCGGCUAAUGGGCAUAAAGGACACAUCCUGGAAUAGCAUGAAAACUUUCCUCGCCAAGCGAGGUAUCAAAGACGAGAUUAGAAAUUGGGACGCGAGACGCAGUGCACCUGCCAGUUUAGAAGCGGUCGCUAAACUGGUGAAGGAACGCCCGGAAAGUUUCGAGGAAAAAACGGCAAAGAGAGCAUCGAUGGCGGCGGCUCCACUGGCCGCUUGGGUUCUCGCUAAUCUUCAAUAUGGUCAGAUAUUGGAGCAAGUUGCUCCAUUGGAACGAGAACAACGACAAUUGGCCGAACGAUUGGCGGCGGCUGAGGCGCAAUUGGGAAAAUUAGCAACGGGAUUAAACACGGUGGAAAGUCGCGUGGCGCAACUUCAAAAAGAGCUUGCCGAGCACACGAGAGGUGCAGCUGAAUUGCAGUUGCGAACCGAAUCUACCGAGGCCAGUCUCUCGACGGCGCGAGCUCUCUUGCAGAAGCUCGAUACCGAACAUCGCGACUGGCAAACUCAAUUUCAAGAGCUGACAAUCAGAAAAGAAAAACUGGACAUCGAGGCGGCCAAUGCGGCGGCUUUGCUCGUGUAUCAGAAUCCUGAAAGAGAUGACAAUUGGGAGAAAUCAGCGAUCACGUUAUUAGUAACCGAACGCGAGAGAUUGCUAUGGAGAGCACAGGAUUUACCAGCAGAUACGAGUAGCUUGGUUGCGGCCUCUCGUGUGUUGAAAGGACCGUUGGUGCCUAUUUUCCUCGAUCCCUCGGGAGUAGCUGUAUCCUGGAUUAAACGUAGCAUUGGCUCCAGACUCGAAAUUACCCAGCCUGAAAAUUCGAAAUUUUUGACUGCUCUCGAACUCGCUGUGCGUUUCGGAAAACCUCUCUUGGUCGAGGAACUGGUCGAAUUUCCGUCGAUAUUGUUGCCUGUUCUUCGCCGGAGGCCACUUAGAUUGGGCGAUCGUGUCUUGUCGGCUCAGCAAGGCUUCCAACUUUUUCUAGCCACGAGGAAAGAGAGAUUGGAAGAUAUUCCGAAGGAAGCCGAUGCCGUGUUAUGCGAGAUCAUCCUUGGCGCAGGUACAAAAAGCCUGGCGGAGAGAUUCGUCGAGAAGCUUUUAUUAAACGAAAUGCCGGAGCUCGAGGCGCGAAGAAGAGAAGCUUUGGAAAGGGAAGAAAAAUUGUCUGGGGAACGAGAUGCUGCCAGACUAGAUCUGUUGAGUCAAUUAGCUACAGCCAGGGGCCAAGAUCUUUUACAAGAAUCUCAAGAGCAAGGAGGACUCUUGUCUACACUGGAGACGACGCAAUCCAAGGCGAAAGAAAUAGCGGUUGCCCUCGAGGAAAGUAGACAGAGCUUAAAUGAAAUUUCAAGACGGGCCAAAGAUCACGAAAAGUUUGCGCAAUUUGCCGCUAACGUGUAUGAAACUAUUAAAGGAUUGACACUUCUCAACUCUUUAUAUAUCGUUUCCACGGAGGUUUAUACAGACAUUUGCUUGAAAGCAGUACGGAAUGAUAGCUCUUCCGCGGGUCCAGACAGAGAGAAAAGAGAAUCGCGGAGUCUAGAAAAACGGUUGAUAACAUUGACGUUCUAUCAUUGUGCGAAAGCAAUCUACAGAAAACACAGACUUCCUCUAGCCUUGCAUAUGGCAUUGUCGUUAAAUCGAGUAUCAGAUGUCGAGAGAAAUCUUUUGCUUGAUAGCGGUGCAAUCAACAACGAUAAUUCGGUCUUUGAAUUACCCGAAUGGAUACCGGACGAACGACGUGAGGCUGUGCAGGCCUUAGGUUCUUCUCUAUCCAACAUUGCUGCCAAGAUAAAACCUUCUUGGUUGAAGGAUAUUUCUAAUAUUUAUGCGGACAGUGAGCUUAACGCCUUUCAAAAAGUUUUAGUCGUGAAAGCACUUCGGCCUGAUUAUUUACAUACCGCUCUUUCCAAAUUCGCUGCGAAACAAUUAGGUGUGAAGGAUUUGGCUCCCCCUGUAUGGACAUUGAAUACGAUCGCUCAGGAAAAAGAAAGAUCGUAUCCUGUGCUAUUACUUUUAUCGCCGGGAACUGACCCCGGUCCUGAACUCAAUGUGCUUGCUGCGAAAUAUGCCUCUGCUGGAUUUACCGAGGUUUCCCUGGGUCAAGGACACGUUACUCAAGCCGAAUCAGCAUUGGAAGCUGCGUGCAGAAAGGGUGGCUGGAUAUUGUUGAGCAAUUUACAACUCGCUCUAAAUUGGUUACCGCGAUUGGAAAGCCUGUUACGUUCACCUAUGUGUACCGCAAAUAAAAAUCCUUCCACAAAGAUCUGGCUAACCACCGAGGAGUGCUCCGGUUUUUAUCCGGGCUUAGCGGGACUUUGUCUGAAACUGGCAUACGAGCCCCCCGAAGGCGUGAAGAGGAACAUGAGAAAGUCGCUCCAGCAGCUUCGACAAUCGCAGAAUAACGACGAAACCGCGGCCCCCGUUUUAAUGCUCUCCUGGUUACACGCUACGCUCCAAGAACGACGAAAUUUCAUUCCUCAGGGUUGGAUUAGAUCAUACGAAUGGAACGAAUCGGAUCUCGAGGCAGCCUACGAGUUAGUGAUUAAAGAGAUGACAAAGGAGAAACAAUCGCAACAAGGAGAGUGGCAAAUCGGCAGAGGUUUACUCGACGUUGCGGUUUAUGGAGGUCGACUUCAAGAUGAUUACGAUGCAAGAGCUUUGCGCUCAAUGAUACGCGAUGCGUGGUCCAGAGAUAUUUUCGAGGGUCACCGGAAGCUGGGAGACGCGUUGAAGAUAACCGAUGGUGACCCCAUAAAGUUGCUGGAGAGUUUAGACGAUACCGAUUCGCCAAAAAAGUAUUUCGGCCUCCCUGCUAACGCUCACAGGGCAUGGGAAAGAUCUGCCGCGGAGAAAGCCCUGACAUAUCUCAAAGGUAUCUUAAUGAAGCCUUUCAAAAAUAGCGAAGGAAACAGCAAUAAAUUAGAAAAAUCGAAAAUUGAACAGGAUCUAAAGAAAGUUAUGGAUCGACAAUGUUCCUUGACAUUCACGUAUGAUACAAGCGAACAGAAAAGAAAUCCAUUGCAGGAUUUUUUCAUAGACGAAAUUGAUCUUACAAGAAAGUUGUUGAAUAUUGUACGAACGGAUAUAGACGUGUCAUCUUUCGAGGAUAAUGAGACUCCAGAGUACUGGUUUAAGAAAUGGCGGUCAGGCCCGAAGAAUGCAAUUCAAUUCGCAAAGGCGCUUUUGUCAAAGUACGAGACAUUAAAAUCCUCAGCAGUGAAUACACCUUGUCGAAUCGAUUUGUCUCAAUUGUCCCGACCACGUGCUCUUUUAACUGCACUAAAGCAACAUACCGCACGAGAACUUGGUUAUCCAUUGGAAGUACUUCAUCUCCACGCUAAUUGGACCGAGAAUCGCACAAACAAGGAGUGGAAAGUGUCGCUCCAGCUCGAAGGUUUACUUAUAUCAGGAGCCUUGAUCGAGAAAGGUAUUUUGAAGGACCUGGACGUAAAUUCGGCAGCAGUUGCGGUCGCCCCGACAUGCCAAGUGGCGUUUAUGCCAAAAGAAUAUUCGGAAGAUAAAUCCGACGACGAUAACUUUAAUAUUCUCGAGGAUAAGUCUCGACAAGAUUAUCUGAACAUACCGGUUUACACAAGUAUUCAACGAGAGGCUUUAAUCUGUUCGUUACCAGUCACAUGCCUAAGGGAAGAUCGCGACGUAUGGUUUCGUCGUGGCGUCAUUUUAUAUCUGAGAUAAAUAAUUUUACUAAUCAUUUUUAGUAAUAAAAUGAAUCCCCGAUGAUAUCAUCUGACGAUGAUGAAAAUACGUCAAUAAAUUAAUUCUUAGUUCCUGAUUCAUAAGUGAUUAAAAAUGCAAGUCAAAUACA